AUGGCCUCCCCAGGACUACCAUCCGAGGAGGCGAGAGAGCUAGCAGAGGGCCAGACGAUCUGGCACACAGCCCAGGAAUGGCCUGACGAGGACGAUACUACGACGGAACCGGAUUACCAGCCCACCCUAUCGAGGUCCGAUGACGACGAAUGGGAGGACGACAUUGACGAUGAAGAUGACGGUGUUUCAGAUGGCCACCACGAUAACACGAGCACGACAUCUGCUCCAGAUGAGAAUGCACAAUUCAGUCUCGGCAAUAUUCAAAUCGAGUUCACCACAGACGGUCCAGAUGAAGGUGAAGCGGCGGCGGACGGGGAAGGCGAUCGUGCACCAGUCCCCACGUCUCGGAUAUUCCAGCUAUUAGCGUCCACCGGUCUACGAGAAAUCCUUCGUGCCAAUGGUUGGCCAGCGGGUCCAGAUGGAGACGAAGACGAAAUGGACGGCGGUGACGAUGAAUUUCUUUUUAAUAUGAGACUCAGAAGGGGAGCCAGGCGUGGCAGGUCAGAAUACGUGUGGCCCAAAGUUCCCAGCGAGGCGGGUACCAACUUGAUGGGCUCGGGCAACUUCGGAACAAAUCAGUUCUACGUCGAUCGACUCAAGAAACGCAAACAGGCUUUUGCAACAAAUCUCAUGUGGCGAGAGCUCGGCGUCGGUUCGCACGGAGUCCGGAGAAGGGCUGAUCAAUCCAUCUUUCAGAGCAUGAUUCCGGGCUCCCAAGCAGACAAAAUCAUCCACUUUGAUUCGCGAAGCUAUUCUGGUCAAUUCUCCGACGACGGCAACUUCUUUUUCUGCUGUGAGCAAGACUUCAAAGUUCGGAUGUAUGAUACAUCCAACCCCUACGAGUGGAAAUACUACAAGACCGUCGAAUAUCCGUAUGGCCAAUGGACCAUCACAGAUGCUUCGCUCAGCCCGGACAACCGCUUCCUUGUCUACAGUUCCAUCCGUAGCGCCGCCUACCUCGCCCCGACAGAUCCGGAUGAUGAUUCAGAUCCGACCGAACUGGAUUUUUCUCUCCUGCCAGGUCAAGGGCAGCGACACAGCUGGGGGUCUUCUCGGUCAAGGUUUGGGAUAUGGUCUCUUCGCUUUUCAGGAGAUGGGCGGGAAAUUGUCGCAGGCACGUCAGAGGACUCCGUCAUAGUUCUUGAUCUCGAGACAAGAACGCCGGUGCUUAGUCUACGAAAUCGUCACCAGCAUCACGUAAACGCGGUCUGUUUCGGCGACACCUCAUCCCCACACAUUCUCUACUCCGGAUCCGAUGACACAACUUUGCGGGUUUGGGACCGACGUUCGAUGGCCGACGGACGUGAAGCCGGCGUAUUUAUGGGCCAUACCGAGGGAUUGACCUACAUUGACAGCAAAGGCGAUGGCCGCUACGUCCUGUCCAACAGCAAGGAUCAGACCAUGAAGCUUUGGGAUCUGCGGAAGAUGAUGUCAGCUGCUAAAGCGGACACAAUCGACUACAAUUCCUACUCGACCGAGUUCGACUAUCGCUUUGAAGAGUAUCCUGAGGCACACCGUGAAGCACACCCAGACGACCACUCGGUCGUCACUUUCCGGGGCCACAGUGUCCUCAAGACUCUCAUUCGUUGCCAUUUCUCGCCACCGGGAAGUACGAACUCGCGCUAUGUCUAUACCGGCAGCGAAGAUGGCCAGGUCUACGUGUAUAAUAUGGAUGCCACGUUGGCCGGUACCAUCGAUGUUGGAACAGCCACACUCAAUUCUCGGCCGCGUGGACCAGAUACACUCUCCAAUGUGUGGGAGAUGGGGGGCGAUAUGAUGUGGAGAACAUGCGUUCGGGACGCAAGUUGGCACCCAAAUGCUCCAAUAUUGGCAGCAACCUCCUGGAAUGGCUGGGGUCUAUCCAGUGGGACCUGCACCAUGCAUUCCUGGAAUGACGGUGCUGACAAGGAUGAAGGCGACCCGCCCAUUGGUAGAAGCUACGAUCAUAAGCUGAGGCCUCUGCCUGAGUUUAAUCGAUAUCAGGAUAAUCCUCCGCCUACUCGCAUGCAUAGACGCACGCGACGCCCACUUCGCAGCAGGCCUGUAUCCCGAUGGGUCGCAGAUGAAGAAGAGGAGGAUGAGAGCCUGUGGUGA
Messenger RNA from Penicillium canariense, 2094 nucleotides. RefSeq names its product WD40 repeat domain-containing protein. The coding region runs from base 1 to 2094 and encodes 697 amino acids. Gene Ontology annotation, molecular function: protein binding. The transcript has 5 exons. The record is from RefSeq and is a predicted model, not a curated record. Gene Ontology annotation, biological process: proteasome-mediated ubiquitin-dependent protein catabolic process. Gene Ontology annotation, cellular component: Cul4-RING E3 ubiquitin ligase complex. Lineage: Eukaryota; Fungi; Ascomycota; Eurotiomycetes; Eurotiales; Aspergillaceae.